This is a messenger RNA of Neodiprion fabricii, 624 nucleotides long. RefSeq lists its product as uncharacterized. The coding region runs from base 1 to 624 and encodes 207 amino acids. Lineage: Eukaryota; Metazoa; Arthropoda; Insecta; Hymenoptera; Diprionidae. The transcript is spliced from 3 exons. The record is from RefSeq and is a predicted model, not a curated record.
AUGCAUGCCGGGGAUCACAGCGGCGGUCGUAACGGCAGCGGCGGAUAUUAUCACAAGACAUGCUGCACGGGUCGAUCGACGGACGAGGGACACGGCGCCGCGGAGCUUUUGUGCUGCUGCUGCACAUGCACGGCGUCGGCGUCUCCGAGUCUGCUGACCAGCCUUGGCGUAUGCAUUUUCGUUCUGGCCUACACCCUCGUAGGGGCGUUCACCUUCAUGGCCGUCGAAGGCGGCCUGCAGUCGGACUCGUCGGCCGUAAUAUCCUCGAAGUCUGGACCGGAAGAAGCGGCUGUUCUGGGCGCGGAGAUCCGUUCACUCACGGUGGAAAAGCUGUGGAGCAUCACCGAGGACCUUAAUAUACUCUACAAGGACAACUGGACCCGUUUGGCUGCUCAGGAAAUCCUCGAUUUCCAAAAUACCCUCGUUCACACUCUCAGGAAACAGCUUUACCAGGCACUUCCUGCUACCACCGGGCAGCAUCCGACCCGCCAUCAUCGGUGGACCUUCAGCAGCAGCCUUCUCUACUCCUUGACGCUCAUCACGACCACCGGUGGAGUGGUCAAGUCGAGAGCGGAUCGCUCGAACCCACCUGAAGAAGAAGACGUAGAAGAAGGAAUGAUGUGA